Molecule: messenger RNA, 3083 nt
Organism: Folsomia candida
Lineage: Eukaryota; Metazoa; Arthropoda; Collembola; Entomobryomorpha; Isotomidae
Exons: 10
Coding region: 117-2825 (902 amino acids)
Biological process (GO): aromatic amino acid metabolic process
Molecular function (GO): protein binding; 4-hydroxyphenylpyruvate dioxygenase activity
Source: RefSeq, a predicted model, not a curated record
GUUUGUAGCUUUGCAGAAACUUGGCAUAAAUACAUGACAAAAGUUGCAAGAGAUAUGCACAAUAUACACAUGUUUAAAAUCAACAAGUUUAAAUAAAACAAGUUACAGGCGCAAUUAUGGAUCUAACUACUAGUAAUACAGGCGAAUUAACUUUGGAUGUUCAACAUCAUUAUUCUGUGAGAUCAUCCGCAAAAUUUGGAAGAUAUUUAGUAGCAUCACAGGACAUUCCUGCACGCACGCUCAUAUUACAAGAAUUUCCCGUUGUUUUCGCACCUGCGGAUGACUCUAGUAAUUUGGACCAGCAAAUCCCAACCUCAGAUUCUCUGAUAUUCUGUCUCAAUUGUUGUGUUCACUUACAUUAUAAUGGAAUUCAACACCAAAAAUGUGAUUUAUGUGGAUGGCCAUUAUGUGGAGCCUGUAAUCAAAAAUCUGAAUCGAUCCAUUGUGGAAAUGAGUGCAGAAUAUUUCAGAAAAGCAAAGCAAAAUUUCCUCCAACUCAGGGGUGGUCCUUACUUUAUAAAUCCAUUCUCAUUCUCCGUGCUGUAUUAUUAAUUAAAGAAAGGGAUUCCUCAAUUUGGCCAAAGUUUUUUGCUCAUUUGGAGCACCACUCGGACUCUCGAAGCGAAAAGGAUCAUUGCAUAAAGGGAGAUGCUAUGAUAGGCAGAAACAUUAUAUAUUUCGUCCAUGGGGAACACCCUACAGAAGAAAAUGGGUUGUACAGAAAUAAUGAUGAAAAUUACGACGAUGAAUUGAUCCAAACAAUUAUUGGAAUCGUAAAUGUAAACGGCUUUGGGUCAACCAAAGGAAACGAUGAAAAUCUUAGAAAAACAAAGAGUAUGUUUCAAGAUGCAAGUCUAUUUGCACACUCGUGUGCUCCAAAUUGUACAUGGAAUAUAAAAAUUUACAACAACGAUGAUAAUUACAAACCACAAAUUCAAAUUUACACUUCCAUACCGGUGAAGAAAGGCGAUUUACUCACCAUUCCGUACAACACUCGACAUUUAUUUUACGGAACCUUGAAACGACAAAUUUUAAUCGAGUCAAUUGCACAUUUCGAAUGCAAAUGCAGGAGGUGUUUGGAUCCUACAGAGCUGGGCUCUUAUAUUUCCUCGAUCCGUUGUUUUAAAUGUGAAAACGGAUUUCUAAUCUCGAAAAACUCUUGUGAUUUGGAAAGUGAUUGGGAAUGUGAGCAAUGUGGGGCAAGGGAAACGGUUUCAAAAGUUGUCGAAUUUGUAACUGACGUUGAAGAAUAUUUCGAUAAAAUUCAGAAUGCUAAACUUGAGUGGGGAAAAGAGGUGGACAUGCUUCAAAAACUGUAUGUCAAACAUAGUGAUCAUCUUCUGCAUAAAAAUCAUUACACUCUGCAAGAAAUCUCUACAAGAAUUUUGGAAUUGAUGGUCGAGUCGUUGAAAAAUGCGAGUUCAGCUCAAAUUGACUUGUUCAUUUCGCACUGUGAUUACUUGAAGGACAUUGCUGAUGUGAUCCUUCCUGGGUGUAAUGGAUAUCAAGGUCCAUUGAUCAAGUUGCUUUGUGAUCAGUUUGGUUUUAACUUAAUCGGUUACAGAGAAACCCACCAAUGUGUUCAAUUCGUAUUAAAGCUGUCAAAAACGGUGUUUAUAGUCACGUCCAGAAAGGGAAAAGUAUACUUGUCGCAAAAUAAUAACAUUUGUGACGAAAAUGGAAUUAGUGGUUGUUGGAAAGAUCACAAGAAAUAUUUUUUGUCCUCACUUCCAUACGAUUCUCAGGAAUAUUGGACCGUAUUUUGUUGCAAGGAAGAUCAGGGAGAUGACCAUAUAGAUUCGGUGUUUAAUGUGGCCGUGGAAGUAGAAAACUUGACCCAAUUACUAAAAAUUGUAAGAAAAGAAAGUGGGACCCAGAUCAUUCAAGAUGUAACAUCAAUUGAUGGACCGGACGGUCGAGUUGAAUUUGCGAUCAUCAAAUCAUGUUGUGGGAAUGUAGUUCAUACAACGAUCCAAAAAAGUGCUGGCUACACGGGCUGGUUUUUGCCAGGAUUUCAUAAGCUAUCCAACCAAGAUCCAACAAAGUCGCACAUUAAUGGAAUCAGUAUGUCUCACUUUGAUCAUUUCACUCUCGCCUGCAAAGUUGGAGAGACGGACGGCAUCAUAAACUGGUAUGAAAGCAUCUUUGGAAUGAAACGGUUCAUAACAAACAGGCAAGACUUGGAUGAGGAAGGGCUGGUGAUUGGUGAUGAUGUUGGAUUGAGACUUAAAGUUAUGGAAUUCUGGAAAUGCUCAGAAUCUGGACUCGCUUCUCAAAGUGUUAAUGAUACGGAUUGGGAACCUCUAAAAAUUGUUAUUGCAGAAUCCUUGCCAAACAUUACCAACACACAGAUUGAAAGUUUCAUCUCUGAACACGGAAGCCCAGGGAUUCAACACGUUGGCCUGCAUACUGAAAAUAUGGUUGAUACUGUUCGGGAAUUGACUAAGCUUGGGGUAAAAUUUCGUCACCCACCCCCAACAUAUUAUACCGAGAUUGGUCAACUCGACGUGAUAAAAUCAUCGGGUGAGGACGUGAACACGAUGAAGCGACUGGGAAUCCUCUUGGACAAUGAAGCAGAUGUAUUUGAUCAAGGUUUUGACCCUUCACAAGAGUGUUAUUUGAUGCAAGUAUUCACGCACCCAAUUUUCGAACGCGAUACGUUUUUCUUGGAAGUUAUUCAAAGGAGAGGAGCGACGGGUUUUGGGGUGGGAAAUGUGACCGCACUAGCGAGGUCCGUGAAUGCUUACAAAGACAUGAUGAAAAUGAAUGGUAUGCUGUUGGAAAGGACAGAAGAGAGGGGAAGGAAUACAAAUAAUGACAAUUAAUGUGUGCCCUGUGAUAUUGCAUCACGGGAUAAAUUUAUUUUUUUCGUUAUAUUAAUAUAUAUUAUAUACACAUACCGAUCAAGUUGUUUGACAUCGUUCUGGUUUAUACACAAUUUCAUAUACGUGGCACAUUUACUUGGGGAUUGCCAUUAAUGCUCAUCUCAUUAUUAACUCUUUUUUUCCUUAAUCAUAAUUAAACAAAGAUAAUGUAGCAUUAUAUAAUUUAUAUAUUGCAUUUGUAAUUUUUCAUAAAAUAUA